This is a messenger RNA of Branchiostoma floridae (Florida lancelet), 2514 nucleotides long. RefSeq lists its product as uncharacterized. The transcript has 16 exons. The coding region runs from base 67 to 2331 and encodes 754 amino acids. The record is from RefSeq and is a predicted model, not a curated record. Lineage: Eukaryota; Metazoa; Chordata; Leptocardii; Amphioxiformes; Branchiostomatidae.
GUCGGAAACUUCCCAUUGUCUGCAGCGCCUCUUGCCGUGAGUGUCAGUUCGAGAUUCACCGACCUCAUGGCUGCCCUACCGCACGCCUCCGCGCUGGUGCUCGGCGUCCUGGCCGUCCUGUGCCCGAGGACCGCUCACGGGCGCUUCGGUGACAGGGUGACGGACGUGGUGGACGACGACCGGUUCGAGGUGAUGGGACAGGCGUACGUGGAGACCUUCACUGUGACUAACGACGUGGUGGAACUGGAAGUCGUGGUGGAGGACACGGUUGAUGUGUACGAGUUUUGGCUGGUGGAUUUCCAGCCGUACGAGUUCAGCCCUAACGGCACGCUGUUCAACAAGGAUACCGGGGAGAUGGAGCGGCAGUACACCUCGCCCUGUGCUAGCUCCUUCUGGAGACUAAACCUCUACAGUCCGUCUUACGGCUACCCCUUCCCCUUCACGGACACGGGCAGCUUCAUCCCGACUAACGGAAGUGAAGAAGGCGGCGUGCCCCCCAAGCUGCUGUACAACUACUACCUCAAGAGUACCCCCUACAACAUCACGGACAACCGCGGCGAGAGGGUGGAGAGGACAACCAACAGGAUGGUGUUUCAAGGUUCCUCGUACCGACUGUUCAAUUGUACUGACACUAGUGGAGGGACAGUUUGGCGCUACACCAACCAGACGGAGACAGUGGAGUUCCGCUCGACCAUCUACUUCACCAACAUCCGGCCCAUUCAAACCUCGGACCUCACAAAGGGCCAUUCUUAUGUCCAGUCCCAUGCCGAACUGAUCUACCGGAUUUCGCGGAUUGCCCUGGUCAACGUGGUGGUCAGCAGUUCCGCACUGGUCAAGCCGCUGCUGAAUUACGUCAUCAUCUCCCCUGGUUACGAACCGGACGGCACGCCGGCCACGGACUUGGCCACUGUGGAGAUACAGUUCACGACAUCGACGCAGUCCCCGUCGGGCGAGCGGAACCACUACAUCCACUCGGCCACCUCGCUGAACUACACGGCUGACUACGUCUCCCUGCACGAUCUGCAGACCGUGACCACCUACCCUACCACUACACCGCCAUGCGAUAUCACUAACGGUGCCAUCAACCUGUGUACGCAGACGUGGACGUUCGUGGUUAUUCUGAAGAUCACCCCGCGAAGUGUGGAUGACGGACUUCCGGUGGACGCGUCAGGAGUGUUCACGUUCCGGUUCGUGACGGAGCGCUGUAACGACACCACCGCUGACGAGUCAUCGGCGAACUGCACCAUCGUGGACAACAUCAACCCUUCCGUCAUCUCCAUGAACAUCACUAUCCAGACGGUUGUAGACUUGUCAGCCGAAGAGACAGACAACCCGUGGCUCCGACAUCAAAAUCGUAUGAUGACCUACAAAUGCUGCUGUUCCAUUAAUGUUACUGUAGUAGACCUUUCGGAUGAGGACACAGACAACCCGUGGCUGGUGGUGACGAAGCUCUCCGGGGCGGACAACCUGGACCUACGGGGAGGGUUCGCGGCCGGCAGGAGGGGCGUCAACCACCUGGAGGACAUCCGGAUGGAAGUCAAGUUCUACCCCGAGUUCCUUUGGGACUUCUUCACUCUGGAACUGAAAAUGUUCAUGGUGUGCAUUGGUGACCAGACUGGCCAGGAUACGGGUUGCCUGGCGGUUACCAAGGACAACCGUUACAUCGCCCACCUGGAGAACGACUUCGCGUACCAGUACGUGGACGGCAGCGGCGUUACUCAGCACCUCAACAUCAGCGACAUCCAUAUAAAGGGGCAGGGUCCUGCUCAAAGUACAGGUGGUGGUAGCAGUGAAGAGGACAUUGGUGCUUCUAGUUAUACUGAAGAGGACGCCGAGUGGGAUCCUGUAAACCCCCAACAGAGCCUCAACAGCCACGCUUACGACUCCACCAACAACCUUUACCACAUGGACUUCACCAACACCGCUCUGUCGUUCGAGAGGAACUCCUACACCAUCACUACCGUGUACCGACUGAUCGAGAAGCCGGGUAGAAAGAAGCGAGACGUCAUCGACGAAACCGAUAUUGUCCUGAACGGUCACGUGGUCAAGCGUGACAUCAUGACCAGUGCCACCCUGCCGCAAGGAAACCACAUUGCGUUCGAGUUCCUGGGCUGUCCCGAAGGAUCCAAGUACGACGAAGAUUCCCGCCACUGCGCAUGCACGUCCGACAACCACCUGUACAGCAGGGACAGCUUCCAGUGCGAGCCGAUCGCUGUCAAAUCUGACGAUCACACCCCGACAAAGGACAGCGGAGCCCCUCAGGUCUUCGCCAACCUGCUCCCAAUAACUUCCCUCGUUCUUAUAUGGAUGUUGUACCUUUUUCAGGAGUGAGGCAUGAUCGUUUAAGGCUUGGUUACUUGUGAAAUGCAUAAGGAACUUUGUAGACUAACGUUCUCAAACAAAAGUCUGACGAUCGCACCCCGACAAAGGACAGCGGAGCACCUCAUGCCCUCGCCAACCUGCCCCCAAUAACUUCCCUCGUUCUUAUAUGGAUGUUGUAUCUUUAUAACGAGU